Messenger RNA from Pelagomonas calceolata, 1619 nucleotides. Lineage: Eukaryota; Pelagophyceae; Pelagomonadales; Pelagomonadaceae. The record is from the annotation of a GenBank genome assembly.
CUGCAGCUGAGCUAGCGCGGCCGCUGGGGGCCCAGUUGGGCAUCGGUCGUUCGGUUCUGGCCGUCUCUUAGCGACGCAGCCAGCCACGUGAGCUGUGCGCGCUGUGGUGUGGCACAGAGGCUCAGGGGCCUUGGAGGAGUCAUUUGACCUCACACCACACGAUGCAACCGGACGGCCACUCCUUCCGAGUGCUGACCUACAACAUCUUGGCGCGGUCCCUCGGCAGCAACACGAUCCCGUGGGUGCUCAACGUCUCGCCGCAGACGCGAGCGCGGAUCGAGGACAAGACGGGCGAGGCCUUUGGCACCUGGCGGCGCACGAAUGUGGAUGACGAGUACAAGCGCCACUGGCACAAGAACUUCCAUAGCGGCGACUACGCGGCGAUGCGCGCGUUGUGGGGGUGUAGGGUGCUUAGGUCCGAUAGCGACAUUCCUGAGAAGCUGAGCGGUCUGAAGUUUGAGAGUGAGGACAAGGUGCUGUACGUCAAGGGAGGCCUGCCUACCGUGGCCACCACUUUGCGAGGCGUCCUGCGGCGCUCCUUGGGCGAGGCCGAGGGCCUCCGGCUCUUCGCGGAGGUCUCCGAGCAGGACGCGACGGUCUACGACUGGGCCGCGCGCGGCCCGCGCGUGUUUGACGUCUGUACAUGCGCCGACAUCGUGGCGCUGUGCGAGUACGACAUCCAUAAUGUACACGCUUCGUACAAGAACGGGGACCAGCCCUUCCACGCGGCCAUGGCGUCCCAAGGCUACGACGGCGCCUUCUUCACGGACCCGCUGAUCGGCCGGACGCCGCCGGCGGGCCUCGGCGUCUUCUGGCGCUCCGAUGUGUUCGAGCUCGUCGAAGAGCAGAGCGAUCGAAUAAUCGCCUGCAACACUACGACUGUGUCCUUGUCGAACCACGACCUGCUGGAGAAGUGGCACCCGCUCGUCGUGCCGCCGACGGAGGGCGGCGGCGUCACGGCCACGGACCUGCCGGCGGCGGACCGGCGCCAGGCCGCCGUGGCGCGGCUGCGCCACAAGGCGUCGGGUCGCAUUGUGUGUGUCGUGGCCGUGCACCUCAUGACGACGUCGCGCGACGGGCUGUGUGGAAAUCAGGACCUGCACGCGAUGCCUGCUCGAUGGCGUAGCGGUGUGCACCCGACUCACUGGUUGAUUCCACACAGGCGACGGGCCCGGCGUGACCCGCUUUCCCGGCGAGGUGCGCGCCGGAGAGCUCGCCACAAUAAAGAACAUAGUCGCCGAGAGAGCGGACGACGACGACGCGGUCGUGCUGUGUGGGGAUUUCAACACGCCGCCGUCGGAAACGCACGUCUGGAGCGGCGACGUGGGCUUCAAGCACGCCACCGGGUGGGGCGGCGACGGCGCGUUUUUCUGGGGCGAGCGGACCUUACGGGACGCCUUCGCGCCCGUGCACGGCUGGGCGGAUUGCGAGGGCGUGUGCACGUCGAAGAACGGCGACCGGUCACUCUGGAUCGAUUAUGUCUUCUACGACGAGUCCCUGGAGCCCCUGGACCGGAGCGACGUCUCGGCGCCGGCCGGCGCGAUCCCGGACCUCGUGCACCCGUCGGACCACCUGCCGCUCGCGUGCACGUUCCGGUUUUCUUAACUAUUACUGUGAUU